Messenger RNA from Salpingoeca rosetta, 1871 nucleotides. RefSeq lists its product as uncharacterized. Gene Ontology annotation, molecular function: protein binding. NCBI's taxonomy places the organism in Eukaryota, Choanoflagellata, Craspedida, Salpingoecidae. The record is from RefSeq and is a predicted model, not a curated record. The transcript has a single exon. The coding region runs from base 81 to 1439 and encodes 452 amino acids.
CAAUCAAGCAAUCCUCUCCAUCCACAACAACGAAUACAAACAAAAGCCUGCAGCAGCUGCGGCGAACACAACAGCGAUCGAUGAUGAUGAGGUGGAGGGGCGGGGUUGCGCUGGGAGCUGGCCCACAUGCUGCAUCAUCAUCCGUCCUGCCCUCAUUCUCCUGCUUCCCAAGCGCGCUGGUGCUGGUGCUGGUGCUGGUGCUGGUGCUGGUGCUGGUGCCGUCGGCGUUGCCACUUGUGUGUGCACAGGCUGUGCUGGAGGAGGAUGCAGCGGGAGCAUUCCACAUGAACACAUCAGCGGCGACAGCGCCUGUUCUCUUGAAUGGACUGGACGUGGUUGGUGUGUUGCAGGAGCAGCAAGAUGUGAUCCACGCGCAGGCGGCUGCGAUCGAGACGCUGCGAGACAAGAACGCGGCUCUCAAGACGUCGCUAUGCAGGAGAUACCCGCCUGGUGCAGAUACCACCACCAUUUCGGACUUCACGGGGAUCGAGAGGUGGCUCGGCGGCGUGCUGGCAAGCAACGGCUUCAUCUACGGCAUUCCAUAUCGAGCCACGUCUGUGCUGAUCAUCGACCCAACAACCAACACGGCAGAUAUAACCACGAUCACAGGGUCCCAUCUGAGUGGGCUGUGGGGCGGCGGUGUUCGUGCGAAGGAUAGCAACUUGAUUUACGGGUUCCCUCACACCGCCAGCUCUGUGCUCAUCAUCGACCCCGACACCAACUCCGUCGACGUCACCUCCAUUCCCGUUCCCGGCGCCGUUGCUGGCGCGUGGGCGAGCGGCCUUACCUCCGACUACAACGGCCUCAUCUUCGGCAUCCCUUGGCUUGCGUCUGCCAUCUUGGUCAUCGACCCCAACACCAACACUGCCGACACCACAAGCAUGCCCACCACUACCAGUGCUGAUGUGCUGUACAAGUGGUAUGGCGGUGCGCUUGCCCCUGACCACCGCAUCUUCUGCAUCCCCCUCAACGCUGAAUCGGUGCUCAUCAUUGACCCCGUCACCAACACGACGGACGAAACAACAAUCGCCAGCCUGCCUGGAAGCGGCUGGUGGUACGGCGGCGUGCUCUCAAAGCGCAACGGCCUCAUCUAUGCUGCGCCCCGCAACGCCCCCGCCGUUCUUGUCAUCGACCCCUCCACAAACGCCUUUGACUACACCAGCAUUGCUGGCCUCCCCAUGACCGUUGCAAAGUGGCGUGGCGCCGUGCAAACCAGGGAUGGCCGCGUUGCGUGCAUACCCAGCGGUGCCACCUCUGUCCUCCUCAUCGACCCAGCCACCAACACCACAGACCACACUUCCGUCACCACAACCGACAUCCCAGGGAGCUUGUACAAGUGGUUUGAUGGCGCGCUUGCUCCCAACGACCUCAUCUACGCCAUGCCCCACGCCUCCCCAAGCGUGCUCAUCAUUGAUCCGGGUCUUUGCAACCUACAGUGAUGUGUGUAAUGUUAAUGGCACUUGGUCGUGACGUGACGCGAGUUGGUGGGGACAUGCAUGCUCAUUGUACGUUUGCAUUCGCCACCCCUUUCCUUCCAAUUUCCCUCUGCAUCCUCUCGUUCGGAUGUUUGCUUGUGUGAGCUCUCCUUGUUGGCCUUCAACCUUCCUUGACCUCGCAUAGACCGUAGCUUCGAGUUCGUUCAUAGAUCGUGCGGUCGACGAGACCCACACGCAGUGUUACAUCUCAUUACUACCCAACUGUGCACGCUUUGUGAUAUGAUGUGCGGUUUGUUACAACUGUAUUGACAAGAAGCAGGACUGUCGCAUUCACAUCUCACACCAAACAGCAUUGCACUUAAAAAAUGAAAGCAGCCCUCAACUGCGUGCUCAGCGUACGCAUCGACAACAUCCAAUACAUGCCGCUAACAAGGG